Molecule: messenger RNA, 918 nt
Organism: Saprolegnia diclina VS20
Lineage: Eukaryota; Oomycota; Saprolegniomycetes; Saprolegniales; Saprolegniaceae
Exons: 1
Coding region: 179-811 (210 amino acids)
Source: RefSeq, a predicted model, not a curated record
GGCGCACGUGAUACCACCUCCACGCCUCUAGUCACAGCGUGUGGCCACAUCGCGUUCGCUCUUGGAGCAACGAACGGCGGGAACUGCGUUCUUAUUGCAUCCGGUUAUCGUAGCAACGGCCAUUUUGGUCGCUUCAACGGUCGCGGUUCCGAGCGUGAACUUCGAAAAUCGAUCGACCAUGUCGCGUCUCGUGCUGGUGCUCGUCGCGCUGCUCUGCGCCGCAGUGCACGCCGCGACUGACACGUGCCAAGUGUGCGCAUCUACAGGACAGUGCGACGCGGCCUACAAGGGCCUACCCGGCAAGUACUGCGGCCCGUGGCUCUCGAGCGGCGUCAAGCAGGUGUGCUGCUGCCCGACCGCCGCAGUCUGUGCCAUCCCGCUGCAAGCCAACGCUUGUCUCUGCAAAGCGCCCCCGCCGGCGCGAGCCUCGUCGUCCGAUGCCACACCGACGUACGUUUGGGUGCUCGUCGCGCUUGCUGUUGUCGCUGGCCUCGCCUGCUUUUGCUGCUGCCGCAGCACCCAACAUGCCAGUGAUGACAGCUACGUUGCGAUUCAAUCGACGCCGCAGCCCAUGUACGUCCAGCAGCCCGUCUAUAUGGCGCCGCAGCCCGUGUACGUGGACCGAGGGCCGGGCGUCGGAACCGGCAUGGCCAUCGGUGCCGCCGCCGGGCUCAUCGGCGGUAUUGCCAUUGGCGAAGCACUCGCUGACCAUGGCGACAGUGGCUAUGGCGGCGGCUACGGUGAUGGCGGCGGCUACGGUGAUGGCGGCGGCUACGGCGGCGACGGAGGCACGUUCGGCGGCGACUUCUAGCUCUUCAGACCACCACACUCCCAGUUGACCAACAACGCGUAUUAGUAUGCUUUUACAUGACAAGUUGUCACAACUUCGGCCGGAUGUUCCAUGUGGCAAUUGUUCCA